Molecule: messenger RNA, 4628 nt
Organism: Ictalurus punctatus (channel catfish)
Lineage: Eukaryota; Metazoa; Chordata; Actinopteri; Siluriformes; Ictaluridae
Gene: syt14a
Product: synaptotagmin XIVa
Exons: 8
Coding region: 54-1640 (528 amino acids)
Source: RefSeq, a predicted model, not a curated record
CCCCCCACCCCCCUGUUUAAACUCGACUUGGUUGAGUCCAAAUCCAGAACACCAUGGCGAUUGAUGGUGGGGAGCGGAGCUGUGGAGUACACGAACUCAUCUGCAUCAGAAAAGUGUCUCCUGAGGCUCUGGGUUUCCUCUCCGCCGUCGCCGUUUUUGUUUUUCUUAUGAUUCUAGUUUUUUUGUUCCUCAAUAACAAACUGUCCAUUGAGAACGUCGCCCCCCAGCCGCUGGACCACUACAGGAAGGGGAAGGAGGCACCAGAUAAGGGCUAUGGAGAGGCGGAUUUUCAGGCCUGGUCAUCAGACAGCGAUGACGAGGUGAUGGGUCAGUAUCAGGAGGCCAUGACGCGCUCGCGGGGUCUCCGAGGCCGGUGCACAGGGGCUGCUGGAUCCCCUCAUCAUAAAGGCUUCAGCUGGGAGACGCAGCACAAAUACUGCCCCCUGUCGGCCGAGUACGACGGAUACAGCAGUGAGGCUUCUGCUGAGGACGUGAACUGUAUUCAGAGGAUGAGGUUGACUCCGCCCCUUGAUGAGCUCCAGCCACCGCCCUACCAGGAUGAAGACGGCUCGACCUCUGACCUCGCCGACACCAAGAGCGAAGCGCACGACCCCGAGAGCUUCAGCAACACCAAGGGCCUGGAGGAGGACGUCCCGAGUGACAGCACAGCCGUGGUCAGCCCCGAGGAUCUGUCUGUCCGUGGUUCCUCUUCUCCUCUCCUGAAGCUUUACUCUCCCGACUCGCCCUUCUCUCCGUUCGGGACGCUGCACAUCCUCUUCGACUACGAUUUGCACCAGCGCUGCCUCUCCGUCACUGUAACCGCGGUGACCGACCUCCCAUCACCGCGACGAUCGCCCGGGAUCACCUGGCAACUCCACCUAGUGCUCCUUCCCGCCAAAAAGCAGCGCGCCAAGAUGGCCGUGGCCAGGGGGCGGAGCCUCAGCAAGACCUUCCGCUUCAGCCACGUCCAGUCGGAGAGCAUCGGGAACUACGGCGUGCGGUUUCGUCUCUACAGCAUCAGCAAGAUCAAGAAGGAGAAGAAGAUGCUGGGAGAGAAACUGUUCUACCUCACCAAACUCAACCUGCAGGGCAAAAUGGCCAUCCCCCUGCCUCUGGAACCCUGCUGCAGCACCACAGCCAGCGAGACUCAGUCGAGUGUGUCUGCCGCAUCGUGCAGUGAAACAGCGUCUACGUUCCAGUCCGCCGGUCAAAGGUCAUCGCCUGAGAUUCUGCUAGGGCUUGUUUACAACGCCACCACGGGCCGCCUCUCUGUCGAGGUCAUCAAGGGGUGUCACUUCAAAAACGUGGCCACCAACAAACCGCCCAACACGUACGUAAAGCUGACCCUGCUGAACUCCAUGGGUCAGGAGAUGUCCAAGUGUAAGACGUCGCUGUGCCGCGGCCAGCCGAACCCCACCUACAGGGAGACGUUCGUGUUCCAGGUGGCGCUGUUCCAGCUGUCGGACGUCACGCUCAUCCUCUCCGUCUACAACAAACGCAGCAUCAAGCGCAAGGAGAUGAUCGGCUGGAUCUCUCUGGGCCUGAACAGCUCCGGCGAGGACGAGCUCACGCACUGGACUCAGAUGAAGGAGUCGAAAGGGCAGCAGGUGUGUCGGUGGCACAGUCUGCUCGAGUCUUAGAGGGCAUCACCACGAAGUGACAGAAUCAAGGAGGAGAGAAAAAGAGCAAGGAAGAAAGAAGUGGAGAAAAGAAAACUAGCAGAGCAAGGCAUUGUGGGAAAUAUCUCGGCGUCCAAUAGAGAGCAGGUGUGGCGUCGGCCUCUCCUCUUUACCGCAAGAUUUAUUGCAGGGAUGUGAGGAUGACGAGGAGGAGGAAGGAGGAGCAAGUGAAACAAAAUCUGGAGCCACGAUGAUAAUGAGGGAACUUUGGACACCUGAGUUCACCAGAGCAGUGCAUUCUGGGAAAUAUCUGUGUGUCAGUAGCACGGCCUUAGGAAUGUGAUGCUGAAGAGUGGAGCGAUGAAAGAUGAAAUACGUCAAGUGGGAUAAAAAUCUCAAGUCCUAGCGCCAUGAUGAGGACGAGGAAGAAGGAAAUCACCAGAGCAGUGCAUCAUGGGAAACGGUCAAGAAGCCAUUCUGUUGCCUUGAACGUUUUAGGAAUUCAGUCGGAUUUGAGCAAAACCACUCUUAACCCGCAGUGCAUUAUGGGGACAAAAAACAACUAACCUUUAAUGGAGGAGAUGGAUUUCUGUUAUUGUUAAUUUAUUUAUUGUUGUUAUUUAUUAUUCAGAGAACGAGAGAGCGAACAGAGACAGUGGAUCGGUGACGCCGUUUACAGGACAGAGGUCCAAGUUAACAGCCAUGAAUAUUCUGCUCCAAACCCUGCCUCACUUAGCCCCGCCCACACGAUCAGUUUUCGGUAGUCUGAAAUGAUUGCCCCUUUUUACCCCUUGGUUUGCUUCUCGAGCCGCCGAAACCCGAUACACCUUGAGAAGUGAGCGCCACCUAGAGCGCAGAAAAACUAUAACGCCGUGUGUCGUCUAAACGAAAGAUUUCGCCACAUGCAGGUUCACAGCGUCUCUCUUCUCAUCGCUGGUGAGGGUUUCGGCAUCGUUUACGUAAAUUUAGUCACGGCGAAUUAAAUGUCUUCCCAUUCGUGACGCCCGCACCUGAUUGGUUGAACGUUACAGAAGCACUCACUUGCAUAAAGUCGAGCCUCGCUGAGCUUUUAACCAUCUGGGCAGAGUUUACAACGAGGCCGAUUUCGUCAGUUUAGCGUCCAGUCCUCCAGCGUCCACAGCGUCAUAAACCAUGAUUAGCAUUGCUCACACGGUUCGUUAGCACUGACAGUGUGUGUUUCUGAAGCUGAAUUCUAUAAAAGAAUCGGUGAGGACAUCUUGUGGCUGUUUAAAAAUAAAAAUCAGUCAAAGAAAAAAAAAUCAAUACCAAUCACCGAUACCAAUCUCCCCAAUGUUUUAGUGAUUAGCAUGUUAGCACGUAGCUAUUAAUACAUCACACCAUUUGGUUUUUUUUUCCUUGAGCGAAGGAGGUUUGACCUCGUGAUCGUUACGUACUGUAAAUGCUUUAAAGAAUUUUUUCGUAUCUAUUUUUGUACCGAUCUUUAGGAAAACGUGCUACGAAGCUCCGUGAGCGUAGAUUUUGCAGGUUUCAGUCGUUUUGCCGUAAUUCUGUCAUCUUUAGUUAAGAUUAAUGAAUUAUCGAAAUGAUUUACUCUCACGGUUGUCCCAUUCUAAUGACGAGUUAAAAGAGGGGAAAGAAAACCUAGUGUAAAGUGGUGUGUGUGUGUGUGUGUGUAUGUGUGUGUGUGUGUCCAGAUAUUCUGCUGUCUCUGUCUGUUUUGUGCCGUGAUCUUCGCUGACAUCAGCAUCUCUGGAAAAGAUUAAUGAUGUUUGUAUUUUGUUACAAAAAAAGAGAAAGAUAUAUUGCUGUAGAUCUCUGAUGAAACAAGCACAUUUUUCUGCAAAUGCCACAGAAACACACCUUGUGAAAGAGACUUUCUCUCUCUCUCUCUCUCUCUCUCUCACUCACACACACACACACACACACACACACACACACUACGUAUCUGACUCCUAAAAAAGUGACCAAUCAACCAUCAUGACAUCAUUCUUCUGUUCUUUCCCAAAUGCUACAGCGCACAAGCUAAUGUUCUACAGCUAAUCUAACAGUGGCUAACGCUAGCCAGCUAGCUAGCACAAGCCGAUUUCUGGAAAGAUUAUUAAGUUCUUUCCCUGAAUCAUAACUGACGCUGUUACUAUUAGCCAUUUAGCUAGCAUGAGCUAACCUGACAGGAUAUCGGACCAGAUUUUUUUUUUUUUUAAUUCAUCUUCAUGAGAACCCAAUCUUUCCCAAACACGAACGCACACGAGCUCGUCUAACAGGAUUUCUGACAGGACGUUACACGUCCUGACUGCUGACAUCAAUCAGCUGUUUAACAUGAGCUAACCUGACAGGAUUCUUUUUCAUUCAUAUUCAUAAACAUCCUUAAUCUCCAUUAUUAGUGUUAGCCAGCUAGUUAUACAUGUGCUAACUUGAUGCAGCUAGCUAACGUGACAGGAAUUUUUCCAUUCAGAUUCAUGAACGGUCAUAAUCUUCCGUUAAUGUGGGCUAAACUGACGGGUUUUUAUUUUCUGUAAUAUUCCUCAAUAUUCCUGCGUCAUUGUCGGAUUUAACCAGGUAGCUAACAUGCUAACCUGACAGGAUAAUUUUUCAUUCAUAUUUAUAAAUGUUCAUGAUCGUCACUGUUCGUGUUAGCCAGCUAACCUCUUUUACCUGCUAACCUUAACCAACUAGGUGACAUGACAGGAUUAUUUAGUUAUUUCUUGAUCAUAUUUGUUAUUAAUCUUCAGCUAGCUAACGAGCUAACCUGACAGGAUUUCUGAUGGAAUUGUCUUCAUUCAUUUUCAUCUCUUUUUCAUUUAAGGCUAGUCAGAUAGCUAACUUCAAGUUCAAGUGGGUUUUUAUCGUCUUUCCUCUAUAUAGAUUGUAUACAUUGGAAGGAAAUGACGUUCCUUCAGGACCACGGUGCAACACAGAACAGUAGGCUACGCAAGACUACAUAAAGUGCACGGCAUGGGCUGUAAACUGUAAGUUAUCGUGUAAUGUAGUAGCACAAGUAGAGCAGCAGGUGAGUUUUUGGAGGAAGCA